CUGUUCUUCCUCCCCCCGCGUAUGAUUUCUGUAUGAAUCCUCAUAAUUGCGUUAUUAUUCGUUAAAGAUAAAGCUGAACUCUUUGAUUUAGAGGGAACACAAAGACAAAGGAAAUGUCUGCGAAACCAACUUGUUUGAUUGUGGCGAGUGCUUCAGCUCAAGGGGUGUCAGCAAAAUCCUUCCAUCAGUCCUUCAACCUUUGCUCCUCAGCGUUUAAUCUCCAGACCGCCACACCUGGGGGCAAACCAAUAGAUUUUGUUGGAGUCGAUGAAAGCACUGCCAGAUGGGUGCAGGACUUCAACGUUAAACCGUACGCAACACCAGCCAAACUGGAAUCUAUAGAUGGUGCAAGGUACCAGUCACUGCUCAUCCCGGACUGCCCUGGAGCACUGAAUGACCUGGCGCACAGCGGCUCUUUGCACCGCAUUCUCACACACUUCAUCACUCACCAAAAGCCGGUUUGUGCAGUGGGACAGGGAGUGUCGGGACUUUGUUGUGCUACUGAAGGACAGAGUUGGAUCUUCAGCGGCUACAGCCUCACCGGGCCGUCAGUGUUUGAACUGGUGCGGAGGCCUGACUUUGCAAACCUGCCGUUGGUUGUGGAGGACUUUGUGAGAGACAGUGGAGGAUCAUACACAGCAAGCCCAGAAGAUGCUGUCCACGUAGUAAUAGACAGACACCUCAUCACUGGACAGAAUACGCAGUCGACCUCACUUGCUGUAAAUAAUCUGAUCCUGCUCUGUGGUGCCAAGUAAAAAAAAAAAAAAAAACAGAAUAAACAUAACAUCAGGAUCAA
Molecule: messenger RNA, 796 nt
Organism: Labrus bergylta (ballan wrasse)
Lineage: Eukaryota; Metazoa; Chordata; Actinopteri; Labriformes; Labridae
Gene: gatd1
Product: glutamine amidotransferase class 1 domain containing 1
Cellular component (GO): cytoplasm
Molecular function (GO): glyoxalase III activity
Source: RefSeq, a predicted model, not a curated record